Messenger RNA from Brienomyrus brachyistius, 6427 nucleotides. Its product is annotated as dedicator of cytokinesis protein 3-like. NCBI's taxonomy places the organism in Eukaryota, Metazoa, Chordata, Actinopteri, Osteoglossiformes, Mormyridae. Gene Ontology annotation, biological process: small GTPase-mediated signal transduction. The record is from RefSeq and is a predicted model, not a curated record. The transcript has 53 exons. Gene Ontology annotation, cellular component: cytoplasm; plasma membrane. Gene Ontology annotation, molecular function: guanyl-nucleotide exchange factor activity; small GTPase binding. The coding region runs from base 352 to 6294 and encodes 1980 amino acids.
UAUAAAUAAAUCGGUCUGCUUCUGGUCGGGGAUGCUGCUGCGUUAAUCGCGCUCGAUUCCCCCGUACGAGUGCUGAGCCACAGAUGACGGGAAACACGCCACCGAACGCCGUGUACAUCGUGAGGCGGCACUAAGGGAAAGAAAUGGACGUUUUAUGAUAAUUGUCCGGUAAAUGCUAUGUUUUAUAUCUAAGGCUUUUGUUUCCCCCCUCAAUUGUCUUAAUAUUAUUUAGCUGCUAUGAUAUGCAGCUCUGAAUGUACUGGGCUCUACGAGAUUUAUGCAACGUGCGCUUGCAUCCGUUCAUGAAAACGAAUAAAUCAGCCGUCGAUUGUUCGGAAUUUCACAAAAAUCAUGUGGAUGCCGACGGAGGAAGAGAAAUUUGGAGUUGUCAUCUGCAGCUUCCGAGAUUCUGUGUUCCAGGGCCUUGCUCUGGAGAUUGGAGAGACUGUACAGAUCCUGGAGAGGACAGAAGAAUGGUACCGAGGAUUUUCCACCAGGAAGCCUUCUGUCAAGGGCGUCUUCCCAGCUAACUACAUCCAUUUGAAGAAAGCAGUUGUAUCUAACAGAGGGCCAAAUGAGAUAGUUGUGCCCCUAGAAGACCCCAUUGUCACAGAGGUGACUGCAGCUCUGCAGGAGUGGGCUGUCUUGUGGAAACAGCUGUAUGUGAAACACAAGACUGACCUGUUCUACAAACUGCGGCACGUCAUGAAUGAGCUGAUUGACCUGCGGCGACAGCUGCUAUCUGGUCACCUGACCCAGGACCAGGUCCAUGAAGUCAAGAGGCAUGCCACCAUACGUCUGGACUGGGGGAAUGAACACCUGGGCCUGGAUCUUGUACCCCGACAGGAGUUUGUCAUGGUGGAUCCAGACCAGAUCAGUGUUUCAGACCUCUACAAAAUGCACCUUUCCAGUCGACAGCGGGUCCAGCAAAGCACAUCCCAGAAUGACAGUGCACGCGUUUCUGUGCCACACCACCUCUUGGUCAACCUGAAGAGCUUCACCCACAAUACCAUCAAUGAGGACGUUGACAUCUUCUUCUCUCUGUAUGACAUCCGGGAGAGCAAGCAGAUCAGUGAGAAAUUUCUGGUGCGGCUGAACAAGAGUGGGGGUGCCAAGAACGCAGAGAAGGCUGAUCGUCUGUGCUCUCUCUUUAUGGACUUGAGCAGUAAGGACCUGAAGAGGGACCUCUAUCUUGUGGCACACAUUAUAAGAACUGGCCGCAUGCUGCUGAAUGACUCGAGGAAGGGGCCGGCCCAGGGCCAGUAUCGACGGCCCCACGGCUGCGCUGCCCUAGCCCUGAGUGAGGUGCUGCACACCAUAUCAGAGCUCAAAGAGGAGAAGGAAUUUGUCCUCAAAGUUUACACUUGCACCAAUGAAAGUGACUGGCACCAGAUUCAUGAGAGCAUCAUCCGCAAGUCCAGCGUCAAGUCUGCUGCACCCUGCAGCAGUCAUGGCCUGAUCAUCGCCCUGCAGUUCCUGCAUGGGGAGAUGGAGCAGAUCCGCCGUGAGCACAUGGCCCUCCUCAGCCGGGGAAUCAGCGUCACCCGCCAGCUCACCUUCCCGGAGAUCAUCAUGCCAGGUGACAUCCGCAAUGACUUGUACCUGACCUUGGAGCGAGGAGAGUUUGAGAAAGGAGGCAAGAGUGUACAAAAGAACAUCGAGGUCACUAUCUACGUGUUGUAUGCAGAUGGACAAAUCCUAAAAGACUGCAUCAGCCAGGGCAGUGGGGAGCCCAGCUCCUGUGAGCACCGGUCCCUUGUGUUUUACCACAACAACGCCCCCCGCUGGAACGAAAUGGUGAAACUCUCCAUACCUUUCGAUCGCUUCCGAGGCUCGCACCUGCGCUUCGAGUUACGCCACUGCUCCACUAAAGAUAAGGGCGAGAAGAAGCUUUUUGGCUUUGCCUUCACGCCGCUCAUGAGGGAAGACGGAACGACGCUGUCGGAUGAGAGCCAUGAACUCUAUGUCUAUAAGUGUGACGAGAGCACCACCUUCAGUAACCACGCCCUCUACCUGGGGCUGCCCUGCUGCAAAGAGGACCUGAGUGCCUGUCCUGGGUCCAGCACCAGCCCCACCUUCCAGCGCAGCCCCAAGGAGCUGCUCUGGGUGUCCACACAGCUGUGCUCCAGCAAACUGACGCAGAACGUGGAUGUCCUGGCCCUGCUUAAUUGGAAAUCUCACCCUGAUCGAGUGAUGGAUCUCCUGGGCCGGCUGCGCUACAUCAGCGGGGAGGAGCUGGUCAAGUUUCUGCAAAAUAUCCUGGACACAUUGUUUUCCAUUCUGGAGGAUAACACUGACAAAUAUGGCCCUUCGGUUUUCCAGUCGCUGGUUUUCAUCAUCAACUUGCUGCGCGAAGGCAGAUUCUCCCAUUUCCGCACAGUCACAGACAACUACAUCCACAAUCACUUCUCCUCAGCUAUGGCGUACAAGGAGCUGAUUCGCUGUCUGAAAUGGUACAUGGAACGUUCAGCUGAGCUGACCAGACAGGACCAUAUUCAGGAGGCUAUGAGGGCCCUGGAUUACCUGUUUAAGUUCAUCGUGCAGUCCCGCACCCUGUACUCCCAGGCCACCUGUGGCAUGGAGGAGGACCAGUUCAGAGCCAGCAUCCAGGAGCUGUUCCACUCCAUCCGCUUCGUGCUGAGCCUGGACAGCCGCAGCUCAGAACCUCUCGUGUUCACCCAGGUGGCGCUGCUGAGCUCCUUGCCAGCUGUGUUCGACGAGCUGCUGCCCGUGUUCACGGUCCAGGAGGCAGCUGAACUUGUGAGGGGCACUUUGAGCAGCAUGCCCAGCACAGUGCACAUGGGCCAGUCCAUGGACGUGGUCAAGCUGCAGUCAAUCGCCGGCACUGUAGACAGCAGGCUCUUCUCCUUCGCAGAGUCCCGGAGGGUCCUGCUACCUGUGGUCCUCCACCACAUUCAUCUUCACCUCCGCCAGCAGAGAGAGCUGCUUAUUUGCUCUGGCAUCCUCAGUAGCAUAUUCUCCUUAAUCAAGGCCAGCUCCCUGGAAACCUCGGUGCAGGAGGAGGUAGAGAUGAUGGUGGAGAGCUUGCUGGACGUGCUUCUACAGACACUGCAGGCCAUCAUGAGCAAGUCGCAGUCCCCGGAGGCCUGCAGGGGGCAGCGUUGCCCGCAGUGCACGGCUGAGAUUACUGGAGAGUAUGUGUCCUGCCUGCUCUCUCUCCUGUGUCAGAUGUCUGAUGCUCACUUCCAGCAUUUGCUGGACAGCUUCCAGAGUCAGGAUGAACUCAAGGAGUUCCUGCUGAGAAUCUUCUGUAUGUUCCGUAAUCUGAUGAAGCUGAGCGUGUUUCCGAGAGACUGGGUGGUGUUGCGGCUCCUGACCAGCCACAUCAUCCUGAAAACCACCCAGCAUCUAUCGCUUGCGUUGCGUAAGAAUUUCACAGAGGCCAGUUUUGAUUUCAAGGUGUGGAGCUCCUACUUUAGCUUGGCUGUCCUCUACAUCAGCCAGCCAAGCCUUCAGUUGGAGGCCUUCAGCCCAGCCAAGCGGAAUAAAGUCCUGGACAAGUAUGGAGACAUGAGAGUGACAAUGGCGUAUGACCUUUAUAACAUGUGGCAGCACCUUGGUGAGGACAAGGUACACUUUAUCCCCGGAACCAUCGGGGCCUUUUUGGGCGUGACAUUGGUUCCUCAAGAUGAAGUGAGGAACAUAAUGAUCCCCAUCCUCCAUGACAUGAUAGACUGGGAGCAGCGCAGGAAUGGCAACUUCAAACAGGUGGAGGCGGAGCUGGCUGACAAGCUGGACACCCUGGUGUCAGAAGGGAAGGGGGACGAGAGCCACCGAAAGCUUAUCGGCCUGCUAACCCAACUCUUUGGCCCGUAUCCCAGCCUCUUGGAACGGAUCGAGCAGGAGACCUGGAGGCAGAUGAGCAUCUCUUUCGUCACGUCUGUCAUGCGACUGACUGAGCGUGUGCUUGAUUACAAGAACUGCCUGAAAGCGGGCGAAGCGGAGAACAAGAAAACAGGCUGCACAAUCAACUUGCUGAGCCUCGGUAAGUCUGACAUGAAUAAAGAAGAGCUGUAUAUUCGCUACAUCCACAAACUGUGUAAUGCUCACCUGAAAACGGAGAGCUAUACAGAGGCUGGCUUCACAUUGCUCCUGUACUGGGACCUGCUGCGCUGGGAAGCCCGCCCACUCAGGGAGUUCCUUCACUACCCGGCCCAGAGCGAGUGGCAGCGAAAGGAGACCCUGAGCCGCAAGAUCAUCCACUACUUCAACAAAGGAAAGAGCUGGGAAUACGGAAUACCAGUGUGCCGUGAGCUGGCCUCCCAGUAUGAGGCUACCUAUGACUACCAGAGCCUGAGCUGGAUAAGGAAGUUGGAAGCAACUUAUUAUGACAACAUCCUGGAGCAGCCACGCCUUGAACCCGAGUUCUUUAGAGUGGGCUUCUAUGGAAAGAAAUUCCCUUUCUUCCUUAGGAACAAGGAGUUUGUGUGCCGGGGACAUGAUUAUGAGCGGCUUGAAGCCUUCCAGCAAAGGAUGCUGGGAGAAUUUCCAGAAGCAAUUGCCAUGCAACUCCCUAGUCAACCAGAUGACUCCGUUUUGCAAUUUGAUGGUCAAUACCUCCAAAUUUACGCAGUAACCCCUGUGCCAGAGAAUGCCGACGUGCUUCACAUGCACCGCGUAUCUGACCGCAUCAAGAGCUUUUACCGUGUCAACAAUGUGCGCCAUUUUCGCUUUGAUCGUCCUUUCCACAAGGGCAUGAAAGACAGAGAGAACGAGAUCAAGAGCCUUUGGAUUGAACGGACGACUCUGACCCUCUCUCAUCCACUGCCAAGUAUCUCACGUUGGGCCCAAGUGGAAAAGCGCGAUCUAGUGGAGGUGAGCCCAGUGGAGAACGCUAUUUCCGUGGUGGAGAACAAGAACCAGGAGAUCCGCAUGCUGAUCAACCAGUACCAGCACCGGCAGUCACACGGCAACGUCAAUCAGCUCAGCAUGUGUCUCAAUGGGGUGAUUGAUGCUGCUGUCAACGGGGGCGUGGCCAGAUACCAGGAGGCGUUUUUCGAUGAGGAGUACAUCGGGAACCACCCGCAGGAUGUAGAGAGGAUCAGCAAGCUCAGAGCUGCCAUGCAGGAACAGGUGCACAUUCUGGGAGCUGGACUGGCAGUGCAUGAGAGACUGGUGCAGCCAGAUAUGCGACCCCUGCAUAAGAAGCUGGUUGACCAGUUCUACAUGAUGAGGAGUGGCUUUUGUCGGGGGGUGCCAGGCCUAGAAAAGCUGAGCCCCACAUGCUCCAGAUUCAGCUCUCCCCGAGGCCUUGCAACAAACCCUGAGAGUAUGAGAUUGAUGCACGCGCAUGGACACAUGAACUUGCUGGGCUCCUUCCGUCAGUCGUCGUCUUCCCUGUCUUCUCACAGUUCCACCGAGAUGGGGAACCUGGCCAUCGUGACGGACAGCCUGACAAGUGAGCAAAGCGAUGACUUCAUCCGCAUGCAGCCAAGCCCCUCCUCCUCCAGCUUAAGUUCCACGCACUCUGCACCCUCACAGAUAAUCAACUCUGCUCACUCUAGUGGAAGAGGCUCCCCCUCCAUGCCAGAUAAGCACAGGAAUAAUCGGGAGCUGAUGACACUGCUGCCCCGACAUCAGGAAAGGCCCAGUAGCACCAUGUACCCCAGUGCAUUUGAGAGCGAGCAGCCCAACAAUUUCCAGCGCUCGCUAUGCCACCAGAGUGGUCCAUGUAAGCCAUGCAGUGAUCCAAACCUCUCACUGGCAGAAAGAGGACUCUUUCUGACGCACUUUGAUCCCGCCCACCCUCAUAUGAGUGAUGCCCAUCCUGUCUUCCCUGCCCGGUCACUGAGAAAGUCUCCUCUGCAUCCCAUCCCUGCCUCGCCCACAAUCCUCCACUCUGGCCUGGAUGGCAGCAACUCUACCCUGUCGGGUAGUGCCAGCAGCGGCGUGUCCUCCCUGAGCGAGAGCCAGUGUGCCCCACCGUCAGAGCCACCCGGUCGAACGGACACCUUAGAGUCCAUUCCCAGUCAGGCCUGGACUCCAGACGAGGUCACAGGGUCACCCUACCUGUAUGUUCAUUACAGCUCCUCUGAACCCGACGACAUCCACUCUGCCAAGCCCUUACCGUGCCGCAGCCACUCUGCCCCUGGGGGCGUCAACUCCGGCCCCCCACAGGAUCAUCUCUAUUACCAGAAUAAUGCCCAUCUGUGCCAUGGGCAUCAUCCCACGCUUACAUCCAAGCCCUAUUUUAGGGAGGUCUGUCGCCCUGAAGAAGGCUUUCGGCAGCAGCCAAUGCUUCUGCCAGCACCCCUGCAACACAAGAUCCCCUAGCCCCUUUCCGGGGACACAGAGACGGCUAUGGGGUUUGUGGGUGGGGCUUCAGGGGAGACACAGAGAUGGUUAUGGGGUUUGUGGGCGGGGCUUCAGGGGAGACAGACGGCUAUGGGGUUUGUGGGCGGGGCUU